Molecule: messenger RNA, 4517 nt
Organism: Myxocyprinus asiaticus (Chinese sucker)
Lineage: Eukaryota; Metazoa; Chordata; Actinopteri; Cypriniformes; Catostomidae
Product: whirlin-like
Exons: 12
Coding region: 94-2997 (967 amino acids)
Biological process (GO): auditory receptor cell stereocilium organization; sensory perception of sound
Cellular component (GO): stereocilium tip; plasma membrane; cilium
Molecular function (GO): protein binding
Source: RefSeq, a predicted model, not a curated record
AUUUUUAACAAGAUGGCAGGGAAAGAGCUGUAUUUCUAAUGCCUGUUGUGAAGUCCCCCUGUGGUUUUGAGGAGCGACCGUAGGUCUCUGAGAAUGAGCACGGAUCUGGAGCGCGUUUCCCUCAAGUCGGGCACAAACUCGCUGGGCUCUGGUGGCCGCGCGUUAUCCGUUAACGUCAAGAAGUUGCACAACGCGCUCAACGUACUGCUCAACGACUUCGAACGGGAGCAGUUUAUCCACUGCCUCAACGUUUACCACGCUAAGCGUAAUGUCUUCGAUCUCGUGCAGACUCUCAAAGUCAUUCUCAACACACCCAACAAACGCCAACUUCUACCCAUGCUGCGCAUGGUCAUACCCCGCUCGGACCAGCUGCUGUUCGACCAGUACACGUCGGAAGGUCUGUAUCUGAAAACGGAUCUGCUAGCAAGCAGUGUCACACAUGAGUGCUCGGAAGAAAUAAGCAACACGAAUGCCCAUGCAGGAGCAUCAUCAGUGCACUUUCUUCAUGAGAGCGAGCAAGCCGGUCUCAGUCAAGGAUCUGUGCGCGCAGGUCCCGUUUUCAGCACCCCAGCUGAGGGGACAGCUCCAGCGGGCCCUUGUGCGGCGUUGAUACAGGACGCUUCUGAUGAAAUUCGGCAGGUGACGCUGAAACGGAGCAAGAGCUUCGAAGGCCUGGGCUUCAGCAUACGGGGUGGAUCAGAGCAUGGAGUUGGGAUCUAUGUGUCUUUGGUGGAGCCGGGAUCAUCCGCUGAGAGAGAGGGGCUGAGAGUUGGAGACCAGAUCAUGAAAGUGAAUAACGUGGUUUUUGACCGAGUCACCCAUGGAGAAGCUGUCAAGGUAUUGAAAGGUUCUAAAAAGCUUUCCAUGUCUGUCUGUUCCAUGGGACGGAUCCCAGGUGGUUAUGUUACCAAUCAUGUAUACACAUGGGUGGACCCCCAGGGUCGCAGUUCGUCCCCACCCCCAGACCUGGUGGAGCAGCAUGGCUCAGGAGGAAGACACCUGGACAUCCAGCAACACGGCUACACACACUUACAGCACGAGCCUGCUGAGAAGAGGGUGAAUAUCUCACUGAAUGACGGGCGAUCUCUAGGUCUUAUGAUCCGUGGGGGUGCUGAGUAUGCUCUGGGCAUCUACAUCACUGGAGUGGACCGAGGCUCAGCUGCAGAGUAUGGCGGACUAAAGGUAGGGGAUCAGAUACUGGAUGUCAAUGGCCAUAGUUUCCGAAGUAUUCCUCAUGACGAGGCUGUGCAAAUCUUAAAGAAUUCCCGCAACAUGUUGAUGACCAUAAAGGAUGUGGGGCGGCUGCCUCAUGCACGCACUGUGGUGGAUGAGACCAAGUGGAUCCCUAGCUCACAGAUUGCUGAGAGCUCAGCCAAUAGCAACGCCCAUAGUGGUCUGUCUGCUGAUGUUGGAGCAAGUUCAGGAAAGUCAGUCUGCCGUAAAGGUGUUGUGCCUACUGUCGGAGCAGUGCGUGCCGGAGUGUGGAGCUCAUUGGAGGAACAGGCGGUCAUGCUUUUGACAGAGACAGAGAGACAGACUAUGAGCUAUUACAUUCAAGAGUACCAGUGCAGCCAUAUUGGAGUAGAGCCUCUGGCGAUGGCCCUGUUUGAACUCUUCAACACUCAUGCCAAGCUGUCCUUGCUGGCCGAGGUGCGGACUCUGAUCUCUCCACAGGAUCUGGAGCGUUUCGACAGGCAGGUGUUACAUCGCGAGAUGGAGGCGUGGAGAGCCCGGCAUGGAGGCCCAGGCCUGCUGCACCCCGACUCUAUCUGCGUUUCGCAUCCGGAGGGACAGGCUCCCUCUGCCUGCCAGAUGACCCUUGGCUUCAACAAGAGUGAGUACAGGUUGGAUGGAGGUUUGAUGCCUCUUGAGUGUCUGAAUUCUCUUCCUGACAUCGCUCUGGACAAGGUGCAGUCCUCACCCGAGUCACCGCCCCCUUUCAAGCCUCCCCUUCCACCUGCUCAAGGCAAUGUUAGACAUGGAAGCCCUAAAGGUCAGACCAAACGACCUUCGUCCAAGCUGUUCCAGUCCAACCUGCUCUUUACCGCACCCUGUAGGCGGCACCAGGAAAACCACGCCCACAAUUACCCUCACUCACUCCCGCCCUGCUCCGCCCACACCUCACCAUGUACCAUCCACCACACCUCUUCCACCUGCUCUGUCCAUCACUCUUCACCACCUUGUUCUCUUCAUCAUAACUCUCCGCGGUCCUCUAAUCAUGCAAACCCUUCCUCUGGACCGCCGGCGAGAGAUCUGGUUCAGUUUCUGAUGAGCAGGCAGGCGGCAGUGCUCUCCCCAUAUCCAGAGUCUCCUAAUCGUUCUCGGGAAGGUACCCCAACCCCCAUGAUCUCUCCCCGCUCCUCACCAUCCCUUUCGCCUUCGCUACUAAUGCCUGCGCCACCCCCCUGUAGCCCUGAGAAGCCUGAAGGCUCCCCCUCUACACAUGUCUGUGGUGCAGCCAAAAGCAGCCCACUACACGCUGAGCCUGAGAUGGCAGAGGAGAGACCACAGCUACGAGGAGCCACGCUGUCCCAGCUGUCAGACAGUGGGCAGACUCUGAGCGAAGACAGUGGAGUGGACAUCGCAGAGGCUGGAGGAUUGAGCAAGGACAGCAGUCCGCGGCCUGGUAAACCUCCCUUCCUGCAGGUCAUAGGGGACUCGCGCAGACUGGAAGGACUUGCACAGGCUGCAAAACAGAUGGGAAUAAUAGAGCCUACUCUUGUACGGGUACGCAAAUGUGCCAGUACACUGGGUAUUGCUGUUGAAGGGGGUGCCAACACCAGACAGCCACUGCCGCGCAUUGUGACCAUACAGAAAGGGGGCUCUGCAGACAUUUGCGGGCAGUUACGGGUGGGUCAGGUGAUUCUUGAGGUGAACGGUGAGUCACUUAAAGGCAUGGAGCACCGGGACGCGACUCGGGUCAUUGCAGAGGCUUUCAAGACCAAAGACAAGGACCAUGUCGACUUCUUGAUCGCAGAGUUCAACUCCACUCUGUAGAAGUCAUCCCCUGAGAGACUUUGCAAACCAGAUGACACUGCAAAGACCAUGCACUUUACAACACUAUCCCUACAGAAGGAUGGAAUGAGUCAUACUUGUCAUAUCUAUGUCACAAUUAGCUUGCAGUUCAAGAGCCACCAUACACCCACCUUGCAUCUCUGUUCUCGCUACAAAAGCAAGCAGUCAGACUGUCAUGCCUGGUUAAUGACAUCCACCACACACGUACAUUGUAUGAUCUCAGUAUGUCCCAGUGUUUGAACUGCAGGCCCUGAAUGAAUGCCAAGACUGUUAUAUAGAUCAGUUUGAUAGGACAAGAUCAGGGUUUUAGGUUUUAUUUAAGCCUAUUAUAUCUUCCCACAUAUAUGAUCUCUCUAAAGCCAAAGCAUUCAUAUGUGGUAUCCUCUCGCUUCAAGGACAACUCCUCACCAUUCACAGAUAAAGAGCAAAUGGACAGCAUUUAUACCUAAAAUCCAGUGUGAGAGUGACAUCAUUAUCGGUAAAUGGAAUAUCACGCUUAAACAAUGAUGGCGAAGAAUUGAGGCUUCUAACAGACACAAACUGUCUAUCCAAUGAAGAAUAUUAAAUCAAAUCAAGGCAAAGGAUGCAAUUGCUAAUCUGCCACUGAAAACCCCAUAGCAGUUAUCAUAUUAUCAAAUGAUACAGUCAUUGUUUUUGUUACUGUUUCAUACACUACUACUUUAAAACUGAAUGGAGGCAGAGAAUUAUUUCUGGACAGACAGAGAGAGGAGGAGAAUGCCUCAGCUAUCUCAAAGCUCUUUUACAUCUUUGUUUUCUCUCUCAUUGCUUCUUUAUCUUUCUUUCUCUCCUUCUGUCUUGCUCACACACACAAAAUGCACACUCUUUUUUCCGUUUGUCUUAUGUUAGUCUGCAUACGUCAUAGACAAGUUUCGGAGAAGUAUUGAAGAUGUGUAUAGUAGUAUUUUUGGGAAGAGAUCAGAUGUACAAUGUACUGAAACAGAGGAAUAUUCAAUAUUUUUAUUUAUUUAUUUAUUUAUUUUGGUAAAUUCACGGCUUCUGAUUAUGCAACAUACAGAGAGAGUUAUUGUAUAUAGGUAAAAUUAUGUAAAGCUGUAUAUAUUUUAUGUAAUAUAUAUUUUUUGCACAUACUGUUGAUAUGUUUUAAAUGACUACAUCAAAACCCUCAAAUAUUAAACCAAAACAUCACCAGUUAGACUAGAAACAUGGAUGCCUAUAGCUUUACAACCCCAUAAAAUGAUGUUCUAUCUUUUCCCUUCAGAUGUUUUAUCCAUACACCACAAACCAUCAUACAUAUAGACUGUCAUUAAGUUUAUACAUAUGUCCAUUGUUUAUUUGUUGUACUUUGCAAUGUGAAAUACAUAAUAAUGAAUCUUACAGGAACUGUAAUAUCGUAGGCUAAUUACGGAGCAGUUGUAUAUACAGUGCACUGGAAGAGGGUAUCAAUAUUUUGCCUGAAAUAUUUAUGAUUUAUGCCAAGAUGAAAAGGUGAAGUAAAUAAAUAUUCAAAGACUGAAUAUACA